UUUUUUUUUUUUUUGCCGAGACCGUAAAGUCAAAGAAGCUGAGAGACUGGCUGAGACCGAGGGAGAGAGAGCCAUGGAGGCGGGACUAGAGCGACCGGCGGAGGAGGAAGGGACGACGGCGAUGUGGCUGAGGAAGCACCGCCUGAUGUACACGGCGGCCACCAGGCACCCUUUCAUCCUCAGCAUCCGAGACGGGUCCGUCGACCUCAACUCCUUCAAACGAUGGCUGGGACAGGAUUACUUGUUUGUUAGAGCUUUUGUUCCUUUUGUAUCAAGCGUGUUACUGAAGGCUUGCUGGGAGUCCGAUGAUAACUCCGACAUGGAAGUCUUACUGAGCAGCUUGGCUGCUCUAAACGACGAGAUCGCAUGGUUCAAGAAAGAAGCCUCCAAGUGGGGCGUUGUCCUAGCUUCCAUUGCCCCUCAAAGGGUGAACAAAGACUACUGCCGGUUUUUGAAGAGUUCGAUGGAACCGGGCAUCGAGUACACGGUGGCGAUCGCUGCGCUUUGGGCUAUUGAGCUCGUCUACCAACAGAGCUUCGCCUACUGCCUCGAAGAGGGCUCUAGGACUCCGCCGGAACUCGCCGAGACAUGCCAAAGAUGGGGGAACGAAGGUUUCGGCCAGUACUGCCAGUCACUCCAGAAAAUCGCGGACCGCCAGCUGCCAAGGGCGACCAACGAGGAACGCAAGAAAGCCGAAGCCGUGCUGCUCCGCGUGCUCGAACACGAAGUGGAGUUUUGGAACAUGAGCCACGGAUGAACUAACCAGAGCUUUCAGAGGGCAUGGCCAUGGGGCGGAUGGCACGGCAACGUUUGAUCGAUCUUGGACAUGUUUUGUGGGACUGUGCGGUCAACGGUCAGUGUCGUGAAGUUUUGUCUUGGUGUCUUGCGCGUUCAGUGUAUUUUCUUACACUCUUUUCUUCUGUCUACAAAGCUUGAAGCUCCAAGCAGUUCCCCAGCCUUGCUUA
Rhodamnia argentea is the source of this 965-nucleotide messenger RNA. Its product is annotated as probable bifunctional TENA-E protein. The transcript is spliced from 3 exons. Gene Ontology annotation, cellular component: cytosol. The record is from RefSeq and is a predicted model, not a curated record. NCBI's taxonomy places the organism in Eukaryota, Viridiplantae, Streptophyta, Magnoliopsida, Myrtales, Myrtaceae. The coding region runs from base 74 to 757 and encodes 227 amino acids.